CAUUACAUCAUUAUAAUGCGACGAACUGAGCAAGGACAGAUGUUAACGUGCAUGCUGAUGACUUCAAUUAUAACUGCAGGCUGUUUGGUUCGCGACAACGACAAUUAAUAAACAGUCUUUGUUUACAUCCUAACGUUAUCUAAAUAGUGUAUUUUCGGAGCAGCUGUUCACAACAAAAAGCGACGCCCAAGCAACACAUUUGAAGAUGUCUGUAACGGAGAUGUUUAGCUAUAUCCAAGGCUUUCUGAGUGCCGAUCAAGAUAUUCGAGAGGACAUAAGAAAAGUUGUACAAGUUUUGGAGCAGACGGCGAGAGAGAUCCUUACUGUUCUUCAAAGUGUCCAUCAACCGAGUGGUUUCAAAGACAUUCCCAGCAAGUGUCUGAAGGCCAGAGAGCUUUUCUGCACUGUAAGAAACCACACUGGAGAACUGAAAACGAAGUUCCCUGUGGAACAGUACUAUCGGUAUCAUGAACACUGGAGAUUUGUUCUUCAGCGACUUGCCUUCCUUGCAGCUUUUGUGGUAUACCUGGAAAGCGAGUCCUUGGUUACACGUGAGGAAGUGGCACAAAUACUUGCCAUUGAAGUUGAUAGAGAAAAAGGGUUUCAUUUGGAUGUGGAAGACUACCUUGCAGGAGUUCUUAUUUUGGCCAGUGAGCUGUCCAGGCUGGCAGUGAACAGCGUGACCGCGGGGGACUAUGGGCGUCCGCUGAGGAUCUCAAACUUUAUCAAUGAACUUGAUUCUGGCUUUCGGUUGCUCAACCUAAAAAACGACCCUCUUCGCAAGCGCUACGACGGCCUCAAGUACGACGUGAAGAAGAUCGAGGAGGUGGUGUAUGAUCUUUCCAUUCGGGGCCUUGCCAAGGAGCAGGAGGCUGGAGGAGAGAAGUAGAGGUGGUGUGGGAAUGCAAGAGGCCGCGGGGCACUACCCUGGCUGGGAUUCUCCACAACUGGAAUUGUGGUUAAACCUGUCAGCGAGCAGGCGGUCGGAGGAAGAGGGGAGGGAAUGGAGGUUUUGAAGCCCCAGCAGCCUUGGGCGGUGUCUUUUAUGCCACCACCACCCCCCCGUGACAGAGAUCCCUUCAGGUUUUAGAGGGGAGAUCUUCUCUUUCUCACUUUUGUUGAGAGAUGCUUAUGUACAGCUGCAUUUGUUUGCCUGUUUGUUUUUUUGAUUGGCUGCUUUUUACUAUUAUUGAUGUUUUUGUUUCAGCUAUCUCUCUUCUUGUGAAUCAUUGUACAGUCAAACAAGAAGGAAGGAAACAUUUUUGGCUGGGCGAUAUUUAAGAAUGCUGUUAAAAACAGUUCUGUGGCUUGUCCAGUUGAGACAUCAAAACAUUUUCUUGAUGCUGAACUACAUAUUACAUACAUAUACACAUAUAAUCAUUGCUUCAUUAGAUUGGAUUUUGUACCCAAGCACUUUUCUUGAAUGUAACUGUAAACGACACGUUAAUGAUAUCUUGCUAAGGUGUACAUAGUUAAACCUGUGCCAAAAUGUUUCAUUUCAUACUGCAAAUACAUAUUUAAUCUUCUAAAGGGAUAGUUCACCCAAAAAUGAAAAUUCUGUCGUUGAUUACUUCCCCUCAUGUCGUUUCAAACCUGUAAGACCCAUAAGAAUCUGAGAGCUUUCUCAUCAAAAAUAUCUCAGUUUGUGUUCCGAAGAUAAAUGGUCUUACGGGUUUAAAACAACAUGAGGGGGAGUAAUUAAUGACAGAAUUUUAAUUUUUGGGUGAACUAUCCCUUUAAAUCAUCUAGUGGUUAAAUCACCAACCACUUGCUAUUGGUACAUUUCAUGUAUUUCUCCAUUAAAAGGACAGUUAAUCAAAAAAAAAAAGUCUGUUAUCAUGUACUCGCCCUCAUGUCGCUCUAAACCUGACUUACUUUCUUCUGGGGAACGCAAUAUUUUCUUGUCUAUGUAAAGUCAAAAGUGUCCAGUGUUGUUUUGGACCCCUUUGACUUUAGUUACAUAGAGAAAAACAGUAUGAACAUCUUCAAUAUCUCUUCUUUUGUGAUGCUUAGAAGAACGUUAUGGUUUGGAACAACAUGAGGAUGAGGAUGAGAUUAAUACUUGACAUCAAAGUGAUUUCUUCGCUGGUUUAUCACUUCUGCUUUUCGGUUCAUGUGUUUCUUUUCCUUUGUUCUGGCUCUUAUGUUGUUGCAUGCUGAACUCCACCUGCAGACAGUGUUGUAUCAGAAAGAGCUUUGGAAAAAUAACACUAAAACCUUUCAAUCAAAUAUUUUCAAAGAACAAACAAACAGUGUGUUUGUUUUCCUUUGUAAAGCUUUAUGGCAACUUUUAUGUUCCUCCCUAUUUUGUUUGUUGAUUCUCAGUGCAUUGAGACUUGUUUUUAUUGCUCUUAUUGUUGUGGCUUCUUUGUGGGUGCAUGUUUUGUCUGCUCUUUCAGUGUUUUGGGGGGCUUUUACUGAAAACGGUUAAAAAGAAAUUCUCGGCAAUAACGCGUUGUGUUGUUUGUUUCUCUCCAAAGAUGGUUUCUCAACUCUUCUAAGUAUUUGCAUUUGAAAUGCUUGUGUUCGUGUGCUGGUUCAACUUUCUACUUUUCGCUUUUCACUGGGAAAACAUUUGCUCGUUCACUGAUGUAAUAAAGAUUCACUGCGAGUCA
Labeo rohita (rohu) is the source of this 2615-nucleotide messenger RNA. It is a transcript of the gene tsn, whose product is annotated as translin. Gene Ontology annotation, molecular function: sequence-specific DNA binding; single-stranded DNA binding; RNA binding. The transcript is spliced from 6 exons. Gene Ontology annotation, cellular component: cytoplasm; nucleus. Lineage: Eukaryota; Metazoa; Chordata; Actinopteri; Cypriniformes; Cyprinidae. Bases 206 to 889 code for a protein of 227 amino acids. The record is from RefSeq and is a predicted model, not a curated record. Gene Ontology annotation, biological process: RNA metabolic process.